UCAUGUCUUGACACAAUGAAUUUUUGACGUUCCGAACCUUCAAAAUUUUUUGUACAAGACCAACUUCAGGCCGACCCUAAUUACAAAAUUCUCGUGAACCUCCUGUUCAAAAUUCCAGUGACUAAAUCCCAUCAAAAUGGUGUUUGUAUGCCCACCAAAGGAAGAAACUGAAACCAAAGUGAAACUACUGAACAAUUUGAAGAAUGCAAUCGUAGAAAUGGAGAAAUCGUCGCAGUCGGGUGUGAGCCCGAUCUGUCUUCCGUGCUAUGUUCCUUUGGAAGAUAUAUCCAUCUGUAUGCCUUCUGCAGCAAAGCCAAAAGAAAGUGUUGGAGGUGAUUUUUGUCCACCAAAUGUGAUGGUGUGUUACAAAAUAUGCCAAAAGGACCCUAAACCAGAAACUAGAGUAAAUCAACAAAUUGAAGUCGUUCGUAGAGUACGCCAGUCAAAGUCUAGAGAACUUCGUGCCAGUAUUUUAUAUACUGGUUGUAACUGCGAGAAAAAAGACGGUCUCCAAGAUGACUGUCCCAGAACUGUUUGUCACGGCUCCCCAGAAUGUCUGACCCAACCACCGACUUGUGGCCCAAGUGAAUUCUGUAACGGCAAACAUUUGGGCAAAAAGGGCUAUGGGUCAAAGUACGUAGGCAAGAGAGAGGAUGAAGGAGAUAGCAAGAAAGGCAGCAACGCCAGAUACAAAUGUUUUCCUGCUGUGGUACAACCUCCUGCAUGCUGCUGUCCGUUGAGCUAAGAGCUAAAGUGUAGUAUAGUGAUCGUGUACUAAUGUGAAAAAUAAAUAUAUGUUUUCGGAUACAUUUUUCUGCAAUAA
This is a messenger RNA of Acanthoscelides obtectus, 823 nucleotides long. The record is from the annotation of a GenBank genome assembly. NCBI's taxonomy places the organism in Eukaryota, Metazoa, Arthropoda, Insecta, Coleoptera, Chrysomelidae.